Messenger RNA from Bombyx mori (domestic silkworm), 516 nucleotides. RefSeq lists its product as uncharacterized. The record is from RefSeq and is a predicted model, not a curated record. The transcript has a single exon. Bases 1 to 516 code for a protein of 171 amino acids. NCBI's taxonomy places the organism in Eukaryota, Metazoa, Arthropoda, Insecta, Lepidoptera, Bombycidae.
AUGCGCAAAACCCUAGAGGAGUGGGAUGGUGGCGUCACAGUUGGGGGCGUAAAGAUCUCGAAGUUACGAUACGCUGAUGAUACCACAUUAGUGGCGUCCACAUCCACAUCAGAAGAGGAAAUGGAGGAGCUGCUGCGACGUCUGGUUAUAGUUAGCGAGGAAAUGGGACUAAAGAUCAACCAGUCCAAAACAAAGAUCAUGAUCGUGGAUAAAUACGGCACCCUUAACGAGAAUAAUAUUCUUGGCCAAUACGACAUCGUCAAGACUUUCGUGUACCUCGGCUCGAUCAUUUCCAAUAGAGGUAGAUCGGAAACCGAAAUAAGGCGACGCAUCGGAAUGGCCAAAUCCGCUAUGAGCCAGCUAAACAAAAUAUGGAGAGAUCGAAACAUACUCAGGAAGACGAAAGUGCAAAUUGUUGAGACGCUCGUUUUCUUAAUCUUUUUGUAUGGGGCUGAGACCUGGAUCUUGAAAGAGUCUGACAGGCGACACAUAGACGCGUUUGAGAUGUGGUGCUAG